Solea solea (common sole) is the source of this 1300-nucleotide messenger RNA. RefSeq names its product transmembrane and ubiquitin-like domain containing 1 (gene tmub1). The transcript has 3 exons. The coding region runs from base 231 to 1079 and encodes 282 amino acids. The record is from RefSeq and is a predicted model, not a curated record. Lineage: Eukaryota; Metazoa; Chordata; Actinopteri; Pleuronectiformes; Soleidae. Gene Ontology annotation, molecular function: protein binding.
UUUGUUUUUCUUUGAUCUGCUUCUGACUCAGCUGUUAGCAUGUAGCCGCGCCGACGUCCGGUUUGUGUCCGACUUUGAACGCCGUUGGCAGUUAGCUGUUAGCACUUAGCUCCGUUUGUUCGAUCAUUAGAUCGAUAUAGAUUAACGGGACACGCGAGCCAAACUAGACACGGAUUUACCCCGGGAUAAAGACGGGGUAAAGGUGUGUGUGACGUGCGUUGCCGGGGGCGAUGGCUCUGAUUGAAGGCGUCGGUGACGAGGUGACGCUGCUCUUUGGCACUCUGCUGCUCCUCGUGGUGUUGCUGCUCGCCUGGAUCUCCACGCGCACCUCAGAGCCUCCAGAACACCUGUUCUCUGCUGCUGCUGCUGCUACAGGCCCCUCCCCCCCACAGAGGACCGGUCCCACCCACCAGGACACACCCCCUACCUCCAUAAACACGGCUGACACUUCUCCUUCGCCACCACACAGUACUGUGGCCCACACCCAUGCUGACUCCGCCUCCGAGGAGAAGUCUGAGGAUGGAGGAGGGAGGGGGGACAGAGGGGAGAUAGGAGAGGACGGGGUGAGGAACAGAGGAGGGGGAGGGGCCGGUGGAGGAGCAAGAGGUGGAGAGUCUUCAUCUUCUCAGAGGAACAUGGUGGUCAGACUGAAGUUUCUCAACGACACUGAAAGAACAGCUCAGGUCCAACCACAGGACACUGUGGGAUACAUCAAACGGACCUACUUUGCGGGUCAGGAGCAGCAGGUGCGGUUGAUCUAUCAAGGUCAGCUGCUGCAGGACGACGCUCAGACGCUGGCGUCGUUGAAUCUCGCCCACAACUGCGUCCUGCACUGUCACAUCUCGCAGCACGCCGGGCGCGGUGGCGGCGGAACGGGGGCGGGGCCUCAGCCUGGCGACCAGGUGCAGGUUGCUCUGAAUGUGGGCAGUCUGAUGGUCCCACUGCUGGUCCUAAUGCUGUCGGUGCUGUGGUACUGUCAGAUCCAGUACCGACAGUUCUUCACGGCGCCGGCCACUGCCUCUCUGGUGGGCGUCACCAUCUUCAUCAGCCUGGUGGCGUUCGGAGUGUACCGCCGCUAGCUGCUCUCUGAUUGGCCAAGUGGGAAAUGGACGCUGACGGAGCUGAUGUGUGUUUGUGUUGCCAUGGAGACAGAGUGUAAACAAGGACUUUUAUUUUUUCAGAUCAUGUAGAGUCAUCAUCUUCAUCAUUAUUCAUCAUCAUUGUGCCUCUUUACUGACACAUGUCUGUCUGUAUGUCUGUUUCUUUGAAGACAAAAAUCUAUUAAAUUGUUUAUUUAUCA